CAUCAUGUGGUUGCCGCACAUCACCGCUGUUUGUGCCUGUCUCAUCACACUUGUUUUUUCGCGUCUCCUUUCCCUCCCCUCCCCCGUCAAUCAAUUAUAACUCUCUCUGCACUGUGGGUUCCCCUUUUCCCCCCUUUUUAACCUUUUUCUCUCUCUGUCUGUCGCCAUUUUUAGGGUCUCUCAACAUCCAUAAACCCUAGCAAUCGACGCGCAUUCCUCCGCAUUUCACCGCGCCAUGGGAAUCAUGAGCAACGAAGAAGAGAAGAAGUGUCCUCUUUGUGCCGAGGAGAUGGACUGGACUGAUCAACAGUUCAAGCCUUGUAAAUGUGGUUACCAGAUGUGUGUGUGGUGUUGGCAUCAUAUAAUGGACAUGGCAGAGAAAGAGGAGACAGAAGGUCGUUGUCCUGCAUGUCGAUCAAUUUAUGACAAGGAAAAAGUAGUUGCAAUGCAAACUGAUAUUGAAAGGGUGAAGAACUGUCAUGCUAAUGGGAAAACCAAACCACCAAAGGCAAAACCUAAAACAAAUGAAGUGAAGAAGGAUCUAACAAAUGUUAGGGUUAUUCAACGGAAAAUGGCAUAUGUUAUUGGGCUGCCUCUUACUCUUGCCGAUGAAGAUCUGUUGCAACGAAAGCAAUAUUUUGGCCAGUAUGGAAAAGUUACUAAGGUGUCUCUAUCUCGUACGGCUGGUGGUGCAAUUCAGCAAUUCAUAAAUGAUUCCUGUAGUGUAUAUAUUACAUAUUCAAAGGAGGAGGAGGCUGUGAGAUGUAUUCAGUCAGUACAUGGCUUUGUCCUGGAUGGUAGGUUUUUGAGAGCUUCAUUUGGAACUGCAAAAUAUUGUCAUGCCUGGUUGAGAAACAUGCCUUGUAACAACACCUCAUGUCUAUAUUUGCAUUCCCUUGGUGCUGAUGAAGAUAGUUUUGGUAAAGAUGAGACAGCUGCAAUUCACACUAGAAAUAGAGUUCAACAAGUUGCUGGUGCCACAGUUAAUAUGAUACGUCGCUCUGGAAGUAUGUUGCCCCCUCCAGUGGAUGAUAUUGCCAAUAUUGGGAACCAUUCUACAGAGAAACCUCUGGCUCAAAAUGCUCUUGAUACAACCAAUGGCAAUUUAAGUUCCAGUGGCAGUUACAAUUCUCGACCACUUUCCGGUAAUGAUAAGGAAGGAGGUCCUAGUGUACCCAAAAGACCAACCUCCUUUGUAGAUAUUGUUGGUAGAUCCAGUAGAUCUGAUCCAGAGAAUGAUGGAAAUAGUAGUCAUAGUUGGAAGAGUUUGAAUUUAAGCCCUGACAUGUCAGGACUAUCCAUCAGUAGAGAUGAUUACAUCAAGGAUUCAUAUUCAGAUACACAGCAUUUUAAUGCUUCAUCUUCAAAUAACCUUGCCAAUCAAAUGCAAAUAAAUCAAGGCCAUGAUCCAUAUUCAGAAACACCACAUUCCAAUGUUUCAUCCUCUAGUUAUGUUGCAAGUCACAUGCAAAGGGAUCAGAAUUCUGGGGAGUUUUCAGAUGAAAUGUUUAGAGAAGAUUUGAUAUCUCCAGACAGUCAAGGAUCUCGGGAUUCAAAUGGUUUAUGGAAAAUGGCAUCUAUUGUUGAUUCAUCUCAUCCGGAAAACUAUAGAGAGAACACUGGUGGUCAUUUACCAUUGAAUAAUAAAGGGACUUGUUCAAGUGCUAUUGGCUUGAGUUUACACAACAGCACUGUACAUAAGCAAGAGGAUGAAGCUUCAUUACCACUGUCCUGUGCAAAUUUGGUAUUAAGCGAAGGAUACCCAGAUAUGAAAUUCCAAAGGUCUGCCAAAACUGAUAUGGUGUAUAGAAGCUCUAACUCAUUUUCCAAUGAAGAAAUUGUUGAGCACUUGCGAAGAAUCGAGGAUGACAUAUUGAGUAAUGAUGUAGAAAGUCCUGCUUUUAGUCCUGUAGAGAGCAGUAUAAUCUCAAAUAUCAUGUCAAUGAACUUUGAUGAUGAAGCCGGUGGAUAUCACAGUUCCUCCCGAAAUAUUGCUAAUUUCGGUCAAACAAGACUCCCAUUAACAAAUCAAAACAGCAUUCCUAGUCAAGGGGAUGCAUUGGAGCCUUCAUUCCUAAAUAUUGGUCAGUUACCAAAACCAUGUUCUGGCACGGAUUAUGAUGGACACAAUGAUCACUACCUUUGUAAGCCGCCACAGUACCAAGUGCAAAGAGCUCGAAGUUUGGGCCCACCUGGAUUCUCAGUGCCCACUAUGCAUACACCUCCAGGGUUUGCAUGUGAUGGAGCUGGCGGGUUUCCUCGCCGUACUUCUGGAAGUGCCAGCAACACUGAGUUUGUUGACCCUGCAAUAUUAAGCUUUGUGAAAAGCAACUCUUCGUCAAUGAACACUGAGAUGGGCAGGGCUUUUGCACCACAACAGCAGAGAUCCCUUGACGAAGAGACAAGACUUUGGCUACUGAUGCAGCAGCAAAAGUCAGGAGAGCUAUCUCAAAUCUUUGCUCCCUCUCAUCACAAUGACCAAAUGCUCCUUGGGCGACAUGGUGGGAACGAGUUCUCUAGUUCAAACAAUGCUUACGGGUUCCAUCAACCCACACCAAACAUGACCCAACCGUUCUCUCUGCCCCGCGGGUACCAACAACAACAUGGCUUGGAAGAGAUGCAAUGCAGGAAUGAGGCAGUGGGGUUGAUGCGAGGAGCAACAGAGAUGGAUAUUAACCAGAGAUUAGGAGCCCUGAACUAUUUUUCCGGGUCGUACGGAGACUUGAUGUUCCAAGCGCAAACCUCGGGCGACAAAUACACCAACCGGGGGCUAUUUGGGAUGAUGUAACUUGUAAGUAUCUGUUUUACUUCGAUACUUCCUAGUAGCUAAACUAGGGUUCAACCCAAACCAAACCAGACCAGACAAAAAAAACAUGUAUGAUCAUCUGCAUCUCAUGGACUCAACUGUGGUAAAAACAAAAAAUUACUGUGGUGGCUUUGUAUCUCUUGGAUUCGCAUGGUUAAUAUUUUAGGAGUGAGGAUUGUCUAUGUACUAGUAACUGGAUUCCUCUAAUGCCAUCCUGAUNCACAUCCCCUUUUAUAAUCUAAGUAUAAAAAAGAAAGGAUGGGGGGGGGG
Messenger RNA from Cuscuta campestris, 3076 nucleotides. NCBI's taxonomy places the organism in Eukaryota, Viridiplantae, Streptophyta, Magnoliopsida, Solanales, Convolvulaceae. The record is from the annotation of a GenBank genome assembly.